Molecule: messenger RNA, 700 nt
Organism: Tachysurus fulvidraco (yellow catfish)
Lineage: Eukaryota; Metazoa; Chordata; Actinopteri; Siluriformes; Bagridae
Product: histone H1-like
Exons: 1
Coding region: 54-692 (212 amino acids)
Biological process (GO): nucleosome assembly
Cellular component (GO): nucleosome
Molecular function (GO): structural constituent of chromatin; DNA binding
Source: RefSeq, a predicted model, not a curated record
GUACAGCGUCACACUUUGUUUAUUCUACUAUUAGCUUCCAGAGAAAGAUAGAGAUGGCUGAAGUCGCUCCCGCUCCCGCCGCCGCCGCGCCGGCCAAAGCGCCCAAGAAGAAGGCAGCUUCGAGGACCAAGAAAACCGGCCCUAGCGUCGGCGAGCUCAUCGUCAAGGCGGUUUCCUCGUCCAAGGAGAGGAGCGGCGUGUCUCUUGCCGCCCUGAAGAAAGCUUUGGCUGCCGGCGGAUACGACGUGGAGAAGAACAACUCUCGCGUCAAGCUCGCCGUCAAGGGCCUCGUUACUAAGGGCACUCUGGUGCAGACCAAAGGGACCGGAGCGUCUGGAUCUUUCAAGCUGAACAAGAAGCAGACCGAAGUUAAGAAGCCCGCAAAGAAAGCCGCGCCCAAAGCGACAAAGGCGGCCGCCAAAAAGCCCGCUGCGGCUAAGAAGCCCAAGAAAGUAGCGGCCAAGAAACCCGCGGCCAAGAAAUCUCCCAAGAAGACGAAGAAGCCCGUCGCUGUCGCCAAGAAAGCCACCAAAAGCCCCAAGAAGGCAAAAAAGCCGGUGACCCCCAAGAAGGCAGCCAAGAGCCCUAAGAAGGCCAAAAAGCCGGCGACCCCCAAGAAGGUGAAGGCUGUGAAGCCCAAGACCUCAAAGCCCAAAGCGACGAAGGCCAAAAAGGCUCCCAAGAAGAAAUAAACGUGUUU